Pestalotiopsis fici W106-1 is the source of this 5808-nucleotide messenger RNA. RefSeq lists its product as uncharacterized. Gene Ontology annotation, cellular component: cytoplasm; plasma membrane. Bases 1 to 5808 code for a protein of 1935 amino acids. The transcript has 7 exons. The record is from RefSeq and is a predicted model, not a curated record. Gene Ontology annotation, biological process: phosphatidylinositol-mediated signaling; phosphatidylinositol phosphate biosynthetic process. Lineage: Eukaryota; Fungi; Ascomycota; Sordariomycetes; Amphisphaeriales; Sporocadaceae. Gene Ontology annotation, molecular function: 1-phosphatidylinositol 4-kinase activity.
AUGGCCCGCGACAUUCGCCAACAGGCGCUGCAGAAAAUCGCCGCCCUGUCUGCGUCGAGCGUCAUCACUUCCUUCGACCGAUCUGACCUCGACCGACUUUGUAAAGCGACGGGCCAAGGCAAAGUAAAGGAAAAUGGCUCUGCUCGAGGACACUCGCUAGCUCGAGUACCCAUGACAAUCCGCGAAUUUGAAGUCCUCAUUGCUCUCUGCAAAGCUGCGCCGGCUGUGCAAAGUAGCCAGAGUGCCCAAAAGUUGACAAACCAACUGAUCCCCUAUCUGCUCGAGGCGCAUUCGCAGACGUUUCAACCGUCGCCAUUCUUUCGAACGAUCGAGCCCUCCCCUAUCGAAGCUCUGGCCACUCACCUGACCGCUGCAUUGCUGUCAUUGGGCUCCAGACAUGACGCUCUACAUGAGACCGUGUCUGACAACAUUUGGGCUUUCCUCGCCGCCCUGAAAACGGCUGUUCAGAGUGUCGUGUCUUUGCAAGAUGAGGACGGCGUCGACCAAAGUCUCGAGGAAGCUACCCGUACCGCGACUAUUGCCAUUGCACUUCUGGGCUUUUUGGAUGCUGCUUCGGCGCAAGCAGACUUCUGGAGGACUGGCGGCCGACUGGCAUUGAUCCAGCGAGUGCGAAACCUCCUCACUGAACCUUUCUUGACUGCUGUCGAGGGCGCAUUCUCUAGCAUACGAAAUGCGCACGCCUCGGACAGGAAUUCCAAGGAGUGGAAGAGAUACAUGAGGCACUAUGCCGCUCAGGGCCGCCCGCUCAGUGCAAACUUACUUCAGCGUAGCUUCAUCUGGCUCUUGGGCUCAUCCACGUCUCUGCUGAUUGCAGAUGCCAGGAUUCUCAGAGCAACUCACAUUCUCGAUUUGCUCAUGGCGAACAAAGAUAUGAUCAAUCCCGGGCCACACAGCAAUGGUGAUGCAGAUUUCCGCUCCAUUGAAAUGUAUGCCAACAUUGCACGGGAUGAGAUCGAUAGGCUAGAAGAGAGCGCCGACUUUAUACAAAUGGGCUCGGUAUCGCAACAGAAAAUCGCAUUUGCUGUCAAAGCGGCAGCUAUAGUUGGUUUCUUGAAUUGCACCGUGCUCAAUGAGGAUGCCGCUGAGCCUGAUGUUCUUAUGGGCUGGUUGGAAGAAACUAUGCUCGAUCCCAUUCAGAUGCACGACGACGUGCUGGCAUCCACUGUGCUUCGAUCAAUGGCUAUAUUGUGCAGGUUGAACCAGAGUUAUGCACCAAAAGUCAGCCGACUUUUGCCUCGAUUUAUUGUGCAGAGUAUCUUGCGCGGCGAAACGAUAGAGGUAGCAUCGAAAUGCUUGGCUUUUGUUCUUCAAUUGCUCUCGCACGAUGCAGUGAUCACCACCUUGUACACCCUUGGCAACGUGUUGAGCCCAACAACUGAGCAGGAAAUACCAAAUGGUACGAACACCGACUUUGCAGCUGACGGUAUAGAAGCAAAUGGCAUAUACCACGGACGGCAAUCGACGGGCAGCUCGAUAUCUUUGGCACUACAAGGUGACGAGGACACAUCCCUGGUCUAUUCCAACAUUGUUCAAGCCAUCAGCAGCAUUGCAAACAUUUCAAAUGAUGAAAAGAUUACAGCCUUGGCACAGGCCAUGCUUCUACAGAAGUUGAACAAGGUCAACCACUCUGUAGAUGCACAGAUCAUCACCGGUGCAGCCCAUCUGUCACUUACAAGCGGACAAUUGGAGUUCCGUUCCCUUCUCAGACUUUACUCUAGGAUCUGCCACGCUGCAUUGGUAGAUAAUAAUGCCACUCUGCUCACUGCUGUCACGAAAGCGCGCAACUACAUUUCCGCAAACGUGAAACGGGGCUCACCCCUAUUUGAUAUAUACCUUGAAUACAUACUCGAGGAAUUGAUCUCCAAGGGAGAUGUGCACGAGUCCAAGGGUGCCCGGGAGUCCGAUCUAGAAUUCGCGGCGGGCGAGAUCUCCCAGCUGCUUCAGCCCCUUUCCAUUCUCAUGUCUACGAAGCAGUUUGCUGCCCAUAUCGAAUCCGAGGACGACAGCCACGCAGCCAUCCGUGAUGCUUGGUUCAAUAUCGUGGUUCAUGGAUUCAACCCUUUGACUGACCGGGGCAAGAAGUACACCAAUGAGCUCAGGAUCAUGGCAAUACACUCGCCUCCGCUUGUGGCCGAACAGCGUGGUGAACAGAACGAAAGCGAUAUCGAGUUGAACACCGUUCUUCGCAGAGCAAACACGUCAGAUAGAGAAUCUAGGCAGAAGAAGCAACUGUCCGAGUUGAUCCCAAGCAAAGCAAGCGAGAUCAGGAGCCUGAGCUACAGAAAAGUUAUCUUUCUCCAGGCAGCCUACUUGGUCGAGAGCUUGCGCGCUGAUUCGGGCGAUUGUACCAAGGUCCUGUCGUACUUCCUGGAACCCAGCAUGCAUAGAGCCGAGGUCAGCAGCGUCAUGACCGGAAUCGUCGAUGUUGUUUUUCAGAAAUACUUGUCCAAGACUUUGGCUGGAGAGCUACCGACGUUCUCUGCACAGUACGCUGCGUUGCAGUUGGCAGCUAUAUUGUGCAACUGUUGCCACCGUAUUGCGAGAGUUCAACAGGCCGCCUUUGCCAUAGCUGACAGAUUCAUAACAGAGAUUUCCUCAGCCUUGUGCCAAAGGUCGUCUCUGUUUGCUCUGCUGGAACUGUUAUCUCUAAUGUGGACAAGCUGCCUGGAAGCCGAAACAGAAAUGUACGAGCCACGAUCAGUUUUCACUUCAGCGCGAGGCAACGUUACCAUUGAGCUUUCUGAUGACUACGGUUUCAGGAAACAUACCCUUGAUCGCUUGUACCAGAAAGCCAAGCUCUGGGUCGCAUCCGUCAUUAAUCUGGCGCCUGCAGACGUGAAGGGUCUUUUGCAAACUUACCUUUCAGAGUUUGACGAAGAAAGUGCCUACGGACACAUGUCUCUGGGUCGAUCAUUUGCAAUGGAAAUGGGAGCCUCCAUCCCAUUAACGGACCAAAGACUGACAUCGCUGAACCCCGUUGGCUUGACAGCCAUCAACACAGCAUCCGACUUCAUCGCCCAGUACACUACUCGCCAGGAAUAUCGAUAUGGAGAGGCUUUGCCUGACCAUGGCAUGGAUCUCGUCAAUUUCAUGCCUCACGGGCGAAGAGCAUCAUUUAUUAAGUCACCACUUAAUGAGACUGCCAACGCCGUCAACGCGCUGGCUCAUAUCGAAUCGCGACUUGCUACGAAGAAGUCCACUUCGGUUGAUGACGUGCGUGAGAUUUUGCGCCGAGCUGCUGCACUACUUUGUCGCUCCAACAAGGACGAGAGCGCCGUGACCCAUUACUUGGUCAGCAUCCCCUUUACAAUGUUUACCAAGGAGUCCCUGAAGCUUGGAGUAUCCCUCUGGCUUGGAGUGAUGAAUGAAAACCCUCGAAUGGAACCGCGUUUGCUUGCCGAAAUCGCUCAACAGUGGGAGUUUACUAUUCAGAAGCGCCUGGGGCUUUUCAACCCUUCACUAAUGCACCCGGACCCUUUCUUUGUCAAGGAAGAAUUCGCACCGAGCAACAACGAGGCCAUGACCAAGCGUCGACAAGUCGUGCACAACCUCCUUGCUCCCCACACGCGUCUGGUACAAUUCUUCAACAGUCACUUCAACUCCACCCGUCUAGGUAGUCCGGACACGCAGCGUAUCUUCCUUCGACUAUUGGACUUGACUCUCAAUGCGAUGAAGAGUUCCAUUUCUCAUCCUUUGGCCCGAGAACUUCGACUGCGCAUCAUGCUCUUCAGUCUCAGGGUGCUCAAAGUGAGCAAUGGCUUGGGUAACCUUACGCAUUGGCGCCUCAAGGACCAGAUUCUUUCCGCUGGCCUCAGCUGGUUCAAGUUUGUUCCAAAAUGGUCCUUUGGUAGCAACAUCCUGCAAAUUAAAACUGAAGUGCGCCUGAUAUCAGAUGUGUCGACAGCAUUGAAAGGAAUCCCCACCAUUGCAGCAAGCCCAGUGGGAUCAUACAAAGCUUUGCAGCAAAAAGAACAGCUCCUUCAGCUCCUGCUCGAAAGCGAACAGGCACGGUUGAAUGUCUGGGUUCAUCCUCUAGGCGAUCAUGGGGCACGGGCAGACAUCAUGACAAAUCAGGGUCAAAAGGCACUGGAGUUGGCUCUGAACCCACUCAUCCGAGUUGCCUGGGCAGAGAGCCCCUCUCUAGCGAUUGAGCUCGUGAGUCGAUUCUCAAAUUUCCACAGCGUCCACAGUGAGGUCCGCUGGCUGCUGUUGAAUUUUGCGUCCAAAGCUGUCAAUGAACCCGAGGCGCUGCCAAUCCUUCUUGGCAGUGAGCUGCCUACAGACGUACGCGAUCAGCUCAAGUAUCUACUUUAUUGGUCUCCCGUCAAUCCUGUGACGGCUGUGACUUAUUUCAUGCCAACGUAUCGCAACAACCCCUUCGUCCUGCAGUACGCCAUGCGAGCCCUUGAAGAUCAUCCCGUGGAUGUCACGUUCUUCUACGUUCCGCAGAUUGUGCAGGGUCUGAGAUACGACGCUCUGGGUUAUGUAGAGCGUUACAUCAUUGAGACUGCACAAUUCUCACAACUUUUUGCGCACCAAAUUAUCUGGAACAUGAAGGCAAACUCCUACAAGGAUGACGAUGCACAGAUACCUGAUGAAAUCAAGCCUGCUCUUGACAAGGUGAUGAACAGGAUGGUUGACAGUUUCUCUCCCGAGGACCGAGCCUUUUACGAAAAAGAAUUUAGUUUCUUUGACGAAGUCACCGGCAUUUCCGGCAAGCUCAAGCCUUUGAUCAAGCGACCCAAGCCCGAGAAGAAGCUCAAGAUUGAGGAAGAGCUCCGCAAGAUCAAUGUUGAGGUUGGCGUCUACUUGCCAAGUAAUCCUGAUGGUGUUGUCAUUGGUAUCGACAGAAAGUCCGGCAAACCUUUGCAGUCUCAUGCCAAAGCACCAUUCAUGGCUACAUUCCGCAUCAAGAAGCCCAAAACGGAUUCACAGGAUGAACAAGAGGCGGUCAUCCAAGCUACCAGUGACACUGGCUAUGUGCCUCCAGCAAACACGAUUGAGACGUGGCAGUCGGCCAUCUUCAAGGUCGGAGACGACUGUCGCCAGGACGUUCUCGCCCUCCAGAUGAUCGCUGCUUUCCGAGGCAUUUUCCACAAUGUCGGUCUCGACGUCUUCGUCUUCCCUUACCGUGUGACCGCCACGGCGCCUGGUUGUGGUGUCAUUGAUGUAUUGCCCAACUCCAUCUCUCGUGACAUGCUCGGUCGUGAGGCAGUCAAUGGCUUGUACGAGUACUUUGUCAGCAAGUACGGCAAUGAGGACUCAUUGAGGUUCCAGCAGGCCCGCAACAACUUUGUCAAGAGCAUGGCUGCUUACAGCAUCAUCUCCUUCCUGCUGCAGUUCAAGGAUCGACAUAACGGCAACAUCAUGAUUGACGAUGCUGGGCAUAUUCUUCACAUUGACUUUGGUUUCUGUUUUGAUAUUGCUCCUGGAGGUGUCAAAUUCGAGCGUGCACCCUUCAAGCUUACGGGUGAGAUGCUUGCUGUCAUGGGUGGCAGCCCGGAACAUCAGUCUUUCAAGUGGUUUGAAGAACUUUGCGUCAAGGCGUUCCUGGCUACCCGUCCGUACGCCGAGAAGUUGAGUCAGAUUGUACUCAUGAUGAUGGACAGUGGACUGCCCUGUUUCAAACCCGAGUCGGUCAUGCAUUUCAAGCAGCGUUUUGUGCUCGAGAAGAACGAGAGGGAGGCUGCGUUGUUUGUCCGGGAUCUGGUCAAGAAGAGUGCAAACAACUACUCGACGGCAGUGUACGAUCAGUUCCAACUGAUGACCAACGGUAUUCCCUACUAG